Messenger RNA from Staurois parvus, 296 nucleotides. NCBI's taxonomy places the organism in Eukaryota, Metazoa, Chordata, Amphibia, Anura, Ranidae. The record is from the annotation of a GenBank genome assembly.
AGUGUAGCCCCAGCAGUGCCACCUGUCAGUGUCCAUCAGUGCCUUAUGCCAGUGCUCAUCAGUGCCACAUCACUGCCUUUCAGUGCCACCCAUCAGUGCCAGUCAGUGCCGCCUAUCAGUGCCAGUCAGUGCCGCCUAUCAGUGCCAGUCAGUGCCGCCUAUCAGUGAUGCCUGUCAAUGCCCAUUAGUGCCACCUACCAGUGCCUCCUCAUCAGUGCCCAUCAGUGUCCAACAGUGCAGCCUCAUUAGCGCACAUCAGUGAAGGAGAAAAAUCACUUAUUUACAAAAUUUUAUAA